CCACCCACCAAAGCUCGAUAGAUACCUGGAUAACCGAGGUUUCCUUUAAGGUGCCGUGAAGGCUAACACUUGCGUCAGCCUCGGCACCGGAGCCGAUGACAACCAACCUGACCCAACUGCCACAGCUUGUGCCCCGCCUGCUCCCAGCUGCUUUCGACGAUUGUCGACGACGUUCGAUGGUGGCCUCGAUUAUUUUCGAAGGAGACUUGAGGGGAAUCCGAGAGUUGACCUGACUGAUGGUGUCUUGCGCAGCUACCUCGGUGCCUUAUACCUGACGAUCCCAGGACCCACGAGCGGCUUCUCGAGAUGGACCGGAAGACAGCGACGCUCCCUAUCCUUGUGCUUCCGCGCAACACCGUUCUUUUACCGGGCAUAGUUCAACGCAUUGUCGUCUCAUCGAACCGCCCGGACAUCGCAUCGCUGCUCGCGGCCGUCUACACGCGCGCUGCUUCCAAGGCGCCGAACGGCCGCAUCGAUGCCGUCCCCAUCGCGUGCAUCCCCCUCGCCUCCCCGUUCCUCGGCCCCAACGGGCAGCUCCUGAUCCAGGAUGGCGAGCGAGCCGUCCGCCCCAACCGCGGGGAUGUCGAUCCGGCCAAGGCUUCCAAAUCCGAUCUCUUCGACUGGGGGGUCGCCGCUCGGAUCACGGGCCUCGAGGGUGGCGUGGGGGAGUUCACAUUGCUGGUCCAGGGCGUCACCCGCGUCCGGCUUGAGAAGGCGUACCGCGAGAAGUCCUAUCUCGAGGGCAAGGUGGUCUAUUUCCAGGACGAGGAGAGCCGCGUGGACGCCACCCUGGAAGAGCUCGCCCAGCACCUAAAGCUUCUAUCCAGGGAACUUGUCGCCGUGCUCAGGCUGUCGGCCAUCCUCCCGCGCUCCAACGGGCUCUCCCCGUUGCUGGCCCGCCGGCUCGACCUCUUCAUCACGAGACAGAGGCAACCGGGCGCUCUCGCCGACUUUAUGGCCAACAUUUUGUCAUUGUCGAACGAGGAGAAGCUCCAGGUGCUGGCUCUGGUGGAUGUCAAAGAGCGAGUCACGAAAGUUAUCGAGCUGCUGGACCGCGAAGUGGGCAACCUCAAGAAUAACAUGAAGAUUACGACCUACACCACCACCACAAUACCGUUCGACGUCGAUCCCGAUACGCCCAGGAACGAGAUCGAGAAGAUAUGGAGAUCAGGAAUACCAAGAGCACCCGUCAAGGUCGGCACCUCGUCGGGGAUGGGUGUCCCUUUCCCGCCCCCGCCGAAGCUGAUGGGCCGGCGCGGCGGGGAUGCGGACGAAGAUGACCCGGAACCCAACGAAAUAGAUGAGUUGAAAAAGAGGCUUGACGCCGCAAAACUGUCCCCCGAGGCUGCCAAGGUUGCCGACAGGGAGCUCAAGCGGCUCAGGAAGAUCCAUCCUGCGCAGGCUGAGCACGCUGUUUUGCGAGCGUACCUUGAGACCCUGGCCGAUAUUCCUUGGACGACGACGACCAACGACCGCCUCGGUCCGGAGACGCUUUCCAGGGCGCGGAAACAAUUAGACGACGACCAUUACGGCCUGGAGAAGGUCAAGAAGCGACUCCUGGAGUACCUGGCUGUUCUUCGGUUAAAGCAAUCCAUCAAUGAUGACGUGGAUGCGCAGAUCAAGAAGGCCGAGGAGGAGCUCGGUACAGCGGAUGCGGCAAGCACGGACGAGAAGGCCGAUGCCCCCUCGCUGGACCCCACCUUGGAGGAGAAGAUUAAAGCCAACAGGGCGAAGCUGGACGUCUUGAGGAGCAAGCGCAUGGUCGACAAGUCGCCCAUUCUCUUGCUCGUCGGCCCACCAGGAGUCGGCAAGACAAGUCUCGCGCGAUCGAUUGCCAUCGCGCUGGGGAGGAAGUUCCACCGAAUCAGUCUCGGGGGGGUCCGCGACGAAGCCGAGAUCAAAGGCCACAGGAGGACCUACGUUGCUGCCAUGCCUGGCCUGAUAGUGAACGGCCUCAAGAAAGUUGGGGUAGCAAAUCCGGUCUUCCUGCUGGACGAGAUUGACAAAGUGGGCGGCUCCAGCUUCCAUGGAGACCCCUCGGCCGCCAUGCUCGAGGUGCUGGACCCGGAGCAAAACCACUCGUUUUCCGAUCACUACGUGAACAUUCCGAUUGACCUCAGCAAGGUCAUGUUCAUCGCCACGGCCAAUAGUCUCGACACCAUCCCGCCCCCGCUUCUCGACCGCAUGGAGACUAUCCACCUCCCGGGCUACACGACGCUGGAGAAGCGGCACAUCGCCAUGCAGCACCUGGUGCCAAAACAGCUCCGUGCAAACGGCCUGAGCGAGAACCAGGUCAUCUUCGCGGAGGAGGCCAUCGCCAAGAUCAUCGAGUCCUACACGCGCGAGGCUGGUGUGCGCAACCUCGAGCGCGAGAUCUCUGCGGUGCUUCGCGGCAAGGCCGUGGAGCUCGCCGACGCCAAGGACGCGGGCAACCUUGAGCGGUACGACCCGCACGUCGGCGUCGACGACCUGGAGCGGUUCCUGGGCAUCGAGAAGUUCGAGGAAGAGAUCGCCCAGCAGACGAGCCGGCCGGGCAUCGUCACGGGCCUCGUCGCCUACAGCGCCGGCGGCAACGGGAGCAUCCUGUUCAUUGAGGUGGCGGACAUGCCGGGCAACGGCACGGUCCAGCUGACGGGCAGGCUCGGCGAAACGCUGAAGGAGAGCGUCGAAGUCGCCUUGAGUUGGGUCAAGGCGCACGCUUUCGAGCUGGGCCUGGCGCGGAGCGCCUCCGAGAAUAUCCUGAAAGACCGGAGCAUCCAUGUCCACUGCCCGUCCGGGGCGAUCCCCAAGGAUGGGCCGAGCAGCGGCAUUGCGCAAGCCAUGGCGUUGAUUUCGCUCUUCUCUGGCAAAGCGGUGCCUCCCACCCUGGCAAUGACCGGCGAGAUCUCACUGCGAGGCCGCAUUCUUCCGGUCGGCGGGAUCAAAGAGAAGCUCAUCGGCGCUCUGCGGGCGGGAGUCCGUACGGUCUUACUGCCCGCCCAAAAUCGCAAGGACCUCAAAGACGUGCCCCAGGAGGUGAAGGACGGCCUGGAAGUUGUCUAUGUCAGCCACAUCUGGCAAGCCAUCCGCCAUGUCUGGCCGGACGGCGGGUGGCCGAGCGAGCAGGAUCAUCCCGGCAUCCAGAGCCGGCUGUGAAAAACCAAGGACGUAAGACCUUGUCUCUCCUUUUCCUUUUCCCCUUUCGGGCGGAGCGAUCCAAGGUGGGGGGAUACGAGACCUGCGGCUGUGAGACGCGGCAGGCAGCGGCCGAUGGCGCACAGCAUGCUUGCUCCGGGGCUAGCUCCUAUUUCCGCCUCUUCCUUUGCGGGGGUGGCGUGGUGCUGUGUAGGAUAUAUUGCCGUGCUAUGUCCUGGACACCGGCUCUGCGUGUCUCGGUCUGGGGAAGGCGACGAGA
Messenger RNA from Thermothielavioides terrestris NRRL 8126, 3394 nucleotides. RefSeq lists its product as uncharacterized. Gene Ontology annotation, molecular function: ATP binding; ATP hydrolysis activity; ATP-dependent peptidase activity. The record is from RefSeq and is a predicted model, not a curated record. Gene Ontology annotation, cellular component: peroxisomal matrix. The transcript has 5 exons. Gene Ontology annotation, biological process: protein quality control for misfolded or incompletely synthesized proteins; protein processing; protein targeting to peroxisome. Lineage: Eukaryota; Fungi; Ascomycota; Sordariomycetes; Sordariales; Chaetomiaceae. The coding region runs from base 307 to 3135 and encodes 942 amino acids.